Molecule: messenger RNA, 619 nt
Organism: Gilbertella persicaria
Lineage: Eukaryota; Fungi; Mucoromycota; Mucoromycetes; Mucorales; Choanephoraceae
Exons: 1
Coding region: 120-278 (52 amino acids)
Source: RefSeq, a predicted model, not a curated record
UUGUUUGUUUUCAAAAUUUUAUGUUUGUCUUUUUGGACAAAAUCAGAUUGGUGUUACUUAUUGUCGGCUAUGAUGUAAAAGGCUUUGAUUCUUUCUUUUCACUCUUAUAACUGACUAGCAUGAUAAAUAACACAUUUUUUUUUUAUAAAGAUGGACACGAGAAUGUCUAUAACGAAUAUGGAGAAAGAGUUUUUGAUCCGAUGGAAGGCGUGCUGACCGAAGUUAGUGAUCCAAACGCAGUACUCGAAACCAUAACGAGCCAAAGUCCUACUUCUUGAGUCUCAAACCAGCAGAGAAAGAAACUACAGCAAAAGAUAUGAUAAAAAAAAAGUUGUAGAAGUUAUCAAGCCAAUUGACAAUGGCGUCUACAAAGACUAUAAUGACCAGACCAGAGAGGUGUUCAUCAACCAAAUGAUCGAAGGUCCUAUGGAGAAAGGAAAAGUGGCUUUACAUGCAAAGGAUCUCGGAAUAGACCCUCGUAAUGCUAUGCUUUGGUGAAAAUACUAUGAGAAACCCGGGGAAGCUGCUUACAAAAAGUCGCAAAGGAAUUCAGGUCAACCUUAAUUCAUUUACUCUAGCAUGAGCAGCACAUUUAGCAAAUAAGGAAAAAAGACUUGCA